UUGAUUCGUGAAUGGUAAUUUGAUAAUAUGUUAUCAAAUUAAUAAUAUUAUCAUUUAAAAAAUACUCAUUUGUAUUUUGCUUGUAAUUUAUUAAUUUGUUUAUUUAUGUUUAACUCAAUUAAGUUCUCUUACAUUAUAGUACCAUAAAAUACUUAAACACGAGUUGUAAAUGUACAACCUUUUUUAAUAAAUAUUAUUGUUCAUUUUAAUUUAGUACCUAUGUAUAUUUUUACUUAUUCAAGUAUAAACACUAUUUUUUUUAUAGGCAUUAAUACAGUAUGGCAGUAACCCAAUGUUUAAUAAAUUUUAUAUAUUUCCAAUUAUGUGCACAGACCUAUUUAUAUCUAUAAUAUAAAUAAUAUUGUGUUAUAUAUGUUUUGAAUACAAUAAAGAAUAUUUAAAUAUGGCUCCACUAAUAAUUGAUUUUGAAAAAGUCUGUCGAUUAUGUCUUCGCGAAGAUGAUGGACUUAGUAAAAUGGUAUCAAUAUUUGAAGAACCAGUUCUUGAAGAGACUAUAAGAAAUUGUGUGCAAAUCGAGGUGUUAUUAAAUACUGAUGAACCGACCAAUAUAUGUACUAGUUGCAUAUUGAGUUUGGAUUCUUGGGGAAAAUUCAAAUUGCUCUGUGAUAAUACCAAUGCAUUCUUACAGCAAUACAGACAGGAUAAGAACGAGUCUGACCUAGUGUUCAAUUCUGACAUAACAAACUUAGUACCAAUGGGAUUCACACCAUCUCAAAUGUCGGACUUGAGUAUCAGUUUUUUUGAAAGUGAUUCCUUAUGGAAUGGUUUAUCACAACCAUGGAAUGAAAGUGAUCUUAUAUCUACAGUUUCACCUGUUCCAAAAUAUAUGAAAAAAGUACAGCCACCCGAAGAUUUAACUAAUGAUACCAUAUCUGGUAAAGAAUGUUUGGAUAUAGCCUUGAGUGUAUUAAGCAAAAAAGACUCUAAUUUUACAUACACCCAAGCCAAGUGGUGGAAUCCCAAAGCUAUUUCUAUGAAAAAAAUACAAAAGGAAAAUGAAAAACCUAUUUUAAAGAAUGGAAUAUCAAUAUCAAUGACUAAAUAUAAUCGAUAUCAGCGUAAAACGUAUUCCUGUAAUGUAUGUUCAGAAACAUUUUCGAAAUUCAACGAUCUCAUUGUACACGACUCAAGUGUGCACAUUGACAUGACCAAGAACUAUAGUUGCAAAAAGUGUGGAAAGCUGUUUUUGUCUGAAGAACGUCUAGAGAUACAUGAGAAUGUUCAUAGAGAAAAAUCCUUUGUUUGUCAAAUAUGUCAGAAGAAGUUUACUCAACAAAAGACUCUUGAUAUACAUUUGAAUGUUCAUAUUGGUUUAUACCCUUGUCAGAUAUGUGAUUUUAAAGCUCAGUCAAUGUACAAUUUAAAAAUUCAUGAAAAUACUCAUUCAAAAGUCAAAGAGCACCAUUGCCAGGAGUGUAAAAAGGAGUUUUCAACGGUAUCAUCAUUGCGUAGACACAAUCGACUUGUUCAUCAAAAGUUAGUUUGGUUCCGUUGUGAUCAAUGUAAUUACUCUACAAGCCAGCCAUCAAAUAUAAAGUAUCACAAAUCUAUCCAUGAACCACAAAAUUGUAUUUGUGAUAAUUGUGGUGCACGAUUUAAAAACCGAGAUUUGUUCAUGGUACAUAGAAAAACACACGAAGAAGCAAAGUUGAGCUGCACUCACUGCUCGAAACUAUUUAAAAAAAAGUCACAUCUUAAAGAACAUUUGAGCAGUUGUUGUGCACUGUAUCCUAGCAUAAAGAAAUUUAAAUGUGAUAUGUGCGAAAAAAAUUUCACGAGAAUCAAAAAUUUGUGUGCUCACAAAGAUAAACAUCAUCCAAUUAUUAAUGAAAUUUAGUAAUAAAAAAAAAAUGGUUUUCUUAAUAAACUAGGAUUACCAAGCAUCAUAAGUUAUUGUUUUAUAUACCUACAUUUUAAUUUACUUAAAUAAUAAUUUAUUUAUAAUCAUUCCACUCAAAAUACUCAAUGUUGAUUGUGAUUUUUAAUUGUUUAAUACAUUAAUACCAUAAACUAAAGAUGUAAAAACAAUUUUAAUCAUUUUAAUAUGUAUACUUUAUAUAUUUUAAAUAAAGAAAAAACAUUUAAGUGUUUGUAAUUGUGUAUGUAUAUAGUUAGGGAAGAAUUAUAGGGUAUUAUAUUUCUGUGUGCUGUAUUUAAAAUUGUAUUUUAGAUUCUGAGCGAAGCGAUAAAUGUAUUGAAUUUACAA
Messenger RNA from Metopolophium dirhodum (rose-grain aphid), 2227 nucleotides. RefSeq names its product zinc finger protein 271-like. Gene Ontology annotation, cellular component: nucleus. Lineage: Eukaryota; Metazoa; Arthropoda; Insecta; Hemiptera; Aphididae. The record is from RefSeq and is a predicted model, not a curated record. The coding region runs from base 404 to 1858 and encodes 484 amino acids. The transcript has 4 exons. Gene Ontology annotation, molecular function: RNA polymerase II transcription regulatory region sequence-specific DNA binding; zinc ion binding; DNA-binding transcription factor activity, RNA polymerase II-specific. Gene Ontology annotation, biological process: regulation of transcription by RNA polymerase II.